UUAAUCAAGUCUUAUCUGAAUUUCUCUGGUCAAGUACAGAGAAGAAAUUUUCUCAUUCUGUAGUAGAAACACGAAUAUUUGUGAGUUGCAUAAUGGCAAGCCAGGGGUGGAGAAUGGUGCAGGCACAUACCCCUAUGAUCAGAUUCCGUAAGGCUAGCAUUGAAAGAGGCGCAGCUGCGGCGACGAGUCAGUCAGCUGGUGCAGUGCCGUCAUCAAAAAAAGUCACAAAGUGGUCACCGGGGCCCGGUGUUGUGGCCCGACCUACGAUUGCAGAUUUUCAACUACCUGCCAGAUAUGCAAGACGCCCAAUAGACCUCAAAGAAAUUGAUUAUAUCAACCGUGGUGGCCCAGAGUAAACAUGUUUGAGACUAACGUGACCAUAUUCCAUCUCUCAUAGUUCACUGUUUCAAAUAAAUACAGUGUCUCCUCUGACGGUAUUUGAAUCACUCGUUUAAAUUAUCGUAAGUUGUAAACCCAAUAUCUUGCUCUGUUUGAGAGCUAACAAUAAAACUUGAUACAUGUC
This is a messenger RNA of Athalia rosae (coleseed sawfly), 523 nucleotides long. RefSeq names its product alpha-ketoglutarate dehydrogenase component 4. Bases 93 to 356 code for a protein of 87 amino acids. The transcript has 4 exons. The record is from RefSeq and is a predicted model, not a curated record. NCBI's taxonomy places the organism in Eukaryota, Metazoa, Arthropoda, Insecta, Hymenoptera, Athaliidae. Gene Ontology annotation, biological process: 2-oxoglutarate metabolic process.